Molecule: messenger RNA, 1431 nt
Organism: Argentina anserina (silverweed cinquefoil)
Lineage: Eukaryota; Viridiplantae; Streptophyta; Magnoliopsida; Rosales; Rosaceae
Product: pentatricopeptide repeat-containing protein At5g02860-like
Exons: 2
Coding region: 1-1431 (476 amino acids)
Molecular function (GO): protein binding
Source: RefSeq, a predicted model, not a curated record
AUGGCAAGCUCAGGCUCAAGGUCCAGGUCCAGAUUCAAAACCAAAAAACAAAUUACGGUUAAGAUUAACAGCCCCCACAUUGGUAAUUUGGUGUUUGAAGAUAGCAAGCUUCCUUCAGCUAUUUGGGAAGGUGGCGAAUUGCCACGCAUCGUGGUUGGCCCAGGAGAUCCGGAGGACUUGCCCCAAAUUUUCAACAAGGUGGUGAACAGCAGGGAAGGCUUUAUCAAGCAUUCUAUGAAGAUGAUUGAUAACCUAUUAACAGACGGCUACAAUGACUUGGCUAUGGAGAUUGGGAAUGAUAUUACUGAAGAGGGGUCUAUUUCCAAGGUUGUGGUGCUAACAGGGAUUGUUGAUGAGUAUGCUGAGGCUGGCAAGACCAUGGAGGCUCUUUAUGUGUAUAGGAUGAUGUUGGAAUCAGAACGUUGUGCCCCUAAUGCGUACACUUACAGUGUUGUUAUUAAAGCACUGGCUGCAGACCCGGACCCCAGUUUUCUUGGGGUUGCUAAGGAAUACGUGAUGGAGAUGAUGGGGAAAGGGUUGCAGCCCAAUGCCAAGACUUACACCGCCGUGCUUGAGGCGUUUGCUGGGCAUGAGAAGAUGGAGGAGGGUAAGAUGUUUCUGGAGGGGAUGAAAGCUAAUGGAUUUGUGGCUAAUAGGGAGGCAAUGAGGGCUAUGAGACAUGUUCUUAAGGGUAAAGGACCUCUGGUUAGAUUCAUUAGCGAGAUUCUCUUUGAUAACUCGGAAGACAAUUCAGGUGACUCGGAACAUGAUGAUGAUGAUAUGAACAAGUCCAACAGAAUGAUGGAACAGAUGAAUUGCCCUCCUAAUGGCUAUGUUGGCAAGAAACAUGUCAUUGAAGACGACCCAGAAAACCCCAAAGAUUUGGAAUGUGUCUUCGACAUGAUGUGCAAGAUGGAACCCCUCGUCCACACCCUCACCAGGAUGGUCAACAUGCUAAAGAAAGAUGGAUUCAUGUCCCAAGCUCACGAGAUCAGGGAUGAGUUUGAAUCAGGUGAUAUACCUGAAGUUGUAACCCACACUGGUGUAAUUGAGAUUUAUGCCAAGAAUGAUCAAGCCAAGGAGGCUCGGAAGGUUUUCUUGCGCAUGCUAUCCCUCGGAGUUACCCCAAAUGCAUACACUUAUAGUGUUAUCAUCAAGGCACUUGCUAAGGAUUCUGACUUUUUUGAAGAUGCUAAGACAUACUUGCUGGAAAUGAUGGAUAAGGGAAUGCAGCCCAAUGCCAGGACAUACACCCCUGUGUUCAAGGCCUUUGCUCGGUUGGAGGAGGAUAAUGUGAAGAAAGGGAAGGAGUUUCUGAUGGAGAUGAAAGCCAAGGGAUUCAGGGCUAAAAGGAAGGCUGUGAUGGAAGUUCUCAAGGGAAGAAAAGGACCUGUGGUUCAAACCGUCAUCACUGUUCUUUUCAACAAGUAA